CUACGAUUUCGCUGUCGCGUUCCGCGGGAUGCCGACGAGCUGCGUGGCCUUUGGCUGCCGGAGUUGGCACCGGCCAGGAGACAAGAAAAGCUAUUUUCGAUUCCCUUCGAAGAAACUGUUCCCUCAUCGAAGAGCGGCCUGGAUCCGAGCAGUGAAGCGAGUGCUCCCGUCAGACCCAAACAAGGCUUGGGAGCCAAGUAAGGAGUCGCGAAUAUGCGAGGAUCACUUCGUAACAGGGGAUCCAUCACUGGACUACAGCCACCCUGACUACGUGCCGACUGUAUUCACUUACGUGAAGAACCGGCCGUCGGUCCUCGGCCGCUACGGACGGUGGAAACAUCGUUUGUCGACGGGGGCUGCUGUCAAAAAAAGGAUUGUGGCCCAAAUAACCGCUCCAGUUCCUGCAAGCACUCAACAUGGGGCACCUCAGCCAGCAGCCGGUUCUUCUCCAGCUGCAGCCCGACCUUCCGCAGCUGCAGCCAGACCUUCCACAGCUGCAGCCGGACCUUCCACAGCUGCAGCCAGACCUUCCGCAGCUGCAGCCGGACCUUCCGCAGCUGCAGUCAGACCUUCUGCGGCUGCAGCCAGACCUUCUGCGUCUGCAGCCGGACCUUCCGCGUCUGCAGCCGGACCUUCCGCAGCUGCAGCACAACCUUCUGCGGCUGCAGCCAGACCUUCUUCCGCAGCUGCAGUCAGACCUUCUGCGGCUGCAGCCAGACCUUCCGCAGCUGCAGCUAGACCUUCUGCGGCUGCUGCCGGACCUUCCGCGGCUGCAACCAGACCUUGCGUACCUGCGGCUCGACCUUCCACAGCUACAGCCGGGCCUUCGACAGCAGCAGCAGCUGGGCCUUCCAGAGCAGCAAUCCCACUUGUGGCACAAGCAAGAGCAUCCCUGGUCGUUGGUCCCCUUACAGGAGAGACCAGCAUCCCGGAACAUUGCCCGCCCCUCCUGGACAAUGGGCAUGGAGCCCAGACAAGCACUCCAUGUGUCCAGCAAACCAUCGAAGGUGCUCAUGCUUGCUGUUACUUGUGCAGCAGGCAGCUGUCACAGUUCAUGUCGCUAAAUCAUUCGGCAUAA
Messenger RNA from Ixodes scapularis (black-legged tick), 1078 nucleotides. Its product is annotated as testis-specific gene A8 protein-like. The transcript has 4 exons. Lineage: Eukaryota; Metazoa; Arthropoda; Arachnida; Ixodida; Ixodidae. Gene Ontology annotation, molecular function: sequence-specific DNA binding. The record is from RefSeq and is a predicted model, not a curated record. The coding region runs from base 29 to 1078 and encodes 349 amino acids.